AUGGCCGAGUCCGGGCCGGGGAAGCACAGGUUGAUCCUGUUCUUUGCUUCCUUCAUUGCUCUCUACUUGCUGAUAGUGCCGGCUGCUGCCGUCAAGCACGAAAGCUUCAAAACUUGCUCCCAAUCGGGCUUCUGCAACCGCAACCGAGCCUAUGCCGACGAUGCCACCGCACUUGGUAGCUCGUGGAAUUCUCCCUAUGAACUCGAAUCGUCGACGGUCGAAUUAAAGGAUGGUUUCUUGCACGGCACUGUUGUGAAAACUACCGUCGCUGGAGAGAAGGUCCGACUGCCUCUCACUGUAUCCUUUCUAGAAUCUGGUGUCGCCAGGGUUGUGUUGGACGAGGAGAAGCGACUCAAGGGGGAGAUUGAACUUCGACACGACCGAAACAUUCGUAAAGAGCGAUACAAUGAAUCAGAGAAAUGGGCAAUCGUCGGCGGUCUGAACCCAAGUAAAGCAGCCGCCCUCAGCCCAGACGCUGAGGCCGGUUUCACAAAAGUUCAAUAUGGCCCAGAGGGCCAGUACCAGGCUGUCAUCCGUCACUCUCCCUUUGAAGUCUCUUUCCAACGGGGAGGAGAAACCCAGGUCAAAUUGAAUGACCGCGGUUUUCUCAACCUCGAACACUGGAGACCCAAGGUCGAUGCUCCCGAGGGCGAGGAGAAGCCGGAUGACGAGUCUACAUGGUGGGACGAGAGCUUCGGUGGUAACACGGAUUCAAAGCCAAGAGGCCCCGAGAGUAUCGCUCUUGACAUCUCGUUCCCCGGCUACGAAUAUGUUUAUGGUAUUCCCGAGCACGCCGACUCCCUCUCGCUCAAAGAGACUCGUGGCGGCUCUGGUAACCAUGAGGAACCAUACCGAAUGUACAACAGCGAUGUGUUCGAAUACGAGCUCAACAGUACCAUGACUCUGUAUGGUUCAAUUCCAUACAUGCAGGCUCAUCGCAAGAACUCCUCAGUUGCCGUUUUCUGGCUGAACGCUGCGGAGACCUGGGUUGAUAUCGUCAAGACAAAGUCCACCGCAAACCCCCUGUCUUUGGGAACUGCUGCAAAGAAGUCGACCCAAACGCACUGGUUCUCGGAAACCGGCCAACUUGAUGUUUUCGUUUUCCUUGGCCCCACCCCCCAGGCUCUUAGCAAGGACUAUGCAGAGUUGACGGGUUACACUCAGCUCCCGCAGGAAUUUGCUAUUGCGUACCACCAAUGCCGUUGGAAUUACGUUACUGAUGAAGACGUCAAGGAUGUCGACCGCAAAUUCGACCGCUAUCAAAUCCCUUACGACGUUAUCUGGCUGGACCUCGAGUAUACUGAUGGCAAAAAGUACUUCACUUGGGAUCCUCUGACUUUCCCCGAUCCCAAAGGGAUGCAGCAGCAACUUGACGACUCGGAGCGUAAACUGGUGGUCCUUAUUGACCCUCACUUGAAAAACGAAAACGGGUACCAAGUUGUGGACGAGCUUAAGAGCAAGGACUUGGCUAUCAAAGACAAAGACAACAAUAUCUAUGAUGGCUGGUGCUGGCCCGGCUCAUCUCACUGGGUCGAUUGCUUUAAUCCAGCUGCCAUUUCAUGGUGGAAAGACCUUUACAAAUAUGACAAGUUCAAGGGCUCAUUCCAUAACUUGUUCAUCUGGAAUGACAUGAACGAGCCUUCGGUUUUCAAUGGUCCGGAAACUACCAUGCCCAAGGACAACAUCCACUUUGGUGGCUGGGAGCACCGAGAUGUUCACAACAUCAACGGUAUGACUGUCGUCAACGCUACUUUCCAAGGUAUGGUUGAGCGAAAGAAGGGCGAGCAGCAACGGCCAUUUAUUUUGACGCGAUCCUUUUAUGCCGGCACUCAACGAAUGGGGGCCAUGUGGACCGGUGACAACCAAGCAGAAUGGGGACAUUUGGCGAUGUCUCUACCUAUGGUUCUUAAUCAGGGUAUUGCCGGAUUCCCUUUUGCUGGCGCAGAUGUCGGUGGCUUUUUUGGUAAUCCUGAUAAAGACCUCUUGGUUCGUUGGUACCAGACUGGAAUUUGGUACCCGUUUUUCCGUGCCCAUGCCCAUAUCGACACUCGCCGCCGCGAGCCAUAUUUGGCCGGUGAGCCCUACAUGCAGAUCAUCAGCCAGGCGAUUCGUCUCCGUUAUCAACUUCUCCCUGCCUGGUAUACCGCCUUCCACGAGGCGUCAGUUGAAGGAAUGCCCAUUGUCAGACCCGAAUACUACGUCCACCCUGAUGACGAGCAGGUGUUUGGAAUGGACGACCAACUCUACCUGGGCGCGACUGGUUUGUUGGCCAAGCCUGUCGUUAAUAAGGACCAAAAUUCCGUGGACGUCUACUUGUCCGACAACGAGAAAUACUACGACUACUUUGACUAUACCAUUUACCAAGGCGGCGGAAAGUGGCACACUGUUGAGGCUCCGUUGGACAAGACCACCGUCCUUAUGCAGGGAGGCCAUGUUAUUCCUCGCAAAGAUCGUCCACGCCGCAGCAGUGGCUUGAUGAAAUGGGACCCAUACACCCUGGUAGUAGUCCUGGACCAACACGGCGCCGCCGAAGGAACGCUGUAUGUUGACGACGGCGAGAGCUACGAUUUCGAAAAGGGAGGCUUCAUCCACCGACGCUUCCAAUUCGCCGACUCGACCCUUUCCUCUGAGAACAUAGGCGCCACGGGUCCCAAGACCAAUGAAUACCUCAAAGCAAUGACCAAUGUGCGUGUGGAGAGGAUCGUGGUCGUCGGCGCCCCAGCAGAAUGGCAGCAAAAGUCUAGCGUCACCGUGAUCGAAGACGGAGUCAAAGAGGCUACUACUGCCUCGUUGCAAUUCACCAGUGGCCAGGCGGGCAAGGCUGCAUACGCGGUUGUGAAGAACCCCAACGUGGGUAUUGGCCGGUCGUGGAAGAUUGAGUUUUAG
This is a messenger RNA of Talaromyces rugulosus, 2886 nucleotides long. RefSeq lists its product as uncharacterized. The transcript has 3 exons. NCBI's taxonomy places the organism in Eukaryota, Fungi, Ascomycota, Eurotiomycetes, Eurotiales, Trichocomaceae. Gene Ontology annotation, biological process: carbohydrate metabolic process; N-glycan processing. The record is from RefSeq and is a predicted model, not a curated record. The coding region runs from base 1 to 2886 and encodes 961 amino acids. Gene Ontology annotation, cellular component: glucosidase II complex. Gene Ontology annotation, molecular function: alpha-glucosidase activity; carbohydrate binding.